Molecule: messenger RNA, 5434 nt
Organism: Anoplopoma fimbria (sablefish)
Lineage: Eukaryota; Metazoa; Chordata; Actinopteri; Perciformes; Anoplopomatidae
Product: E3 ubiquitin-protein ligase RNF43
Exons: 9
Coding region: 25-2487 (820 amino acids)
Biological process (GO): Wnt receptor catabolic process; ubiquitin-dependent protein catabolic process
Molecular function (GO): ubiquitin protein ligase activity; frizzled binding
Source: RefSeq, a predicted model, not a curated record
GGCCCCGCCGCUGCAGCCGAGGCCAUGACCGUCCCGCAGCGGCUCCUGGCCGGGCUCUGGCCGUGGCUGCUCAUGGCGGCCCUGCAGGUGGUGCUGGGCCAGCCGGGCCUGGAGGCCGAGCGGCCGGUCCUCCGAGCGGUCAUCAAGGUGGCCCUGCUGAACCCCGAGCCGGCGGGGAAGCCUCUCACUCUGAAGGGGGUGUUCGUGAGAGGAAGCGAAGGCUACGCGGAGGGGAAACUCAUGCAGUAUCACCCUCUGUCUCUGUGCAACACAAGCGAGGAUGAACGACAAGAGAAUGACUUCAUCACCAUCGUCAAACUGGAGCACAGGGUACCCCGCUGUCUGCCGCUGCUCGAUAAGGCCCGCAUGGCGUUGGACAAAGGAGCUCAGGCCGUUAUCUUUGAUGUCAGUGAUGAUGCCAAUGCUGCUGCUGAGGUGACUGCGAAAACGGGCUCCCUCCCAUGUCCAGUCGUACUGGUGGAGGCGGAGGACGCAGAGGAGUUGAUGGGUCUGGUCAACAAGAACGAGGAGGCCAAAGUUCGUAUCGAGAUCAGGGUGGAGCCGCACAGAUGGCCACAUUAUGAUGUGGGUAUCCUGCUCACCAUUGUCCUCGCUAUUCUGACCAUCGUCCUUAUCUUUGCCUUCCGCUACAAGUGCAAGUCCAACAGGACCUGGGACUCUGUCCAUCAGCAGACCAUGCAGGCCAUCAGUCGACUGGAGACCACAACCUACAGCUCCCAGGGCUGCUCGGGCUCCCAGCGCCAACGUGCAGCCUGGGGGUCAGCCAGCAGCUCCAACUCCAGCCCCGUCUGUGCUAUCUGCCUGGAUGACUUCCAGGACGGGCAGCAUCUGAGGAUCAUCUCCUGUGCUCAUGAGUUCCACAAAGACUGCGUCGACCCCUGGCUGCUGCAACACCGCACCUGUCCCCUCUGCAUGCACAACAUCAUGGGGACGGAGCGGCAGCCCCAGAGGAACCGACUCCAGCAGAGUCCAGAGCAAAGUCAAGGUUUCCUGCACCCUCAGUCUUACAGCAGCCCACGGAACCACCCCUUCCCCCAGCAUGCCAUCCCCUUCUCUAUGAGGCCCCACUAUCCUCGCGGACCCUCCGGACCUUAUCCCUCGCUCGGCCACUACACCGGCCCUUCUGCCGUGGAACCACAAACACUGCACUUCCUCGCCAGCAGGCCGCUUGCGCCCGGCUGUGGGUACCACCUUCCUGCAGAGGGUCCCGGGAGGCCCCACAGGAUUGGGGGUAACUGUAGGACCUCCACGCACCACUACACCCCCCGUCGGUCCUGCCAAAACUAUCGCUCAUCCUGUGCGGCGCAGCGCAGUGCGUCCAGCUCAAGACUGCACCACCCCGCCCCUGUCACGCCACAGCCCCGUGGAGCGCCAGCCCACAGCAGGCAGGACGACGGCAGCUGCUCAGGUGGCAGCUACCACACGGAACGCAGCGGGUACUUGGCCGACGGGCCGGCCAGUGACUCUAGCUCGGGGCCCUGCCACGGCUCCUCCAGCGACUCUGUUCUGAACUGUACCGACGUGUCCCUGCAAGGGGUUUAUGGCAGCUGGUCCACCUUCCGUAGCUCUCUGAGCAGUGACUACGAUCCGUUUGUGUACUAUGGGCCAGGUUCUGGGUGCGCCCCCCGCAGGAGCAGCCUGGAGGCAGGCGCCCAGGCCCGGCCCAGAUCUCUGGAUUCUGUAGUGAACAAAGCAGGCUGCCCCGAAGAGCAGCCGCAGACUGUGUUUAGCCACAUCCACUACCACCGCCACAGACACCACCACUAUGAGGAGGGGGAGCACAGCCAGGGCCCGAGCAGAGGCUCGGACGAGGAGCAGGGGGCCGCUGCUGCUGCUGCAGCUGCACCUGCUGCUCUUGUCCUUGAAAGAGACUCGCCUGUCUGCCCUCCUAAGCAUAGCCCCUGCCAGUGCCCAAAGCCAGACCCCACAGAUAGGCCCAGUCCUGGGACAGAGUGCCAGGACCAUGACCCCAGCAACCCUACGGGACCUUCUGUACGGAUGUCCUCGAUCCCUGUACAGCUUCAACCCCACUGCUGCCACCAGGGACACGGACACCCUCCCGCUCCUCUCGGGCGAGUGGGUGGCUGUGUGCAUGAUGGCCCCUCGGUUCGCUUCCACCAGAGCCUAGAUCUGCAGGACGACCGGAGCAUCCACAUCCACUACGGUCAGGGCCCGGGCUUCUGCUGCUCGCCUCCAGAGCUGCACCCUGCAUUGCUCCCUGUGCCCCUCAUUCUGGACUCUGGAGGUAUGGAGGACUGGCCUUGCUAUACCGGGGCACAUGUAGUUUGGCAAAAGCGGGUGCAGCAGGCCCGCUCAGAGCCCCAGCUCUUGGGGCCGGGGACCCCUAUGGACAGGCCCCCCUGCAGGUUCCACCAUGGCCCUGUUGCUGACCGCAACACAGACAUUUGUUUGUACUGCCAAACAUUACACCACAAUCAGGGAUCAGAAGAGGAGUCUGGUGUGUGAGAACUCGUUGCGUCCCCAUUAUCACGCUGCUACACAGGAGCCAGAAUGGACAAGCCUCUCAGUGGCUAUCGCUCUCAUGUCUUCCACUUAAUUCCACCAGCAAUGCCUUCGUUCAGACGAUUUCCCAGCUUCCCCCAGGGAUUCAAAGCUCAUGUGCUGAAAUGCUCUUUCAGCUGAGUUAGAUUGAAAUUACCGUGAUUUAUUGAUGCUAAAAAAACUUACCUGACCCUUCAUAAUGUUGUAUAUGAAAAUAUAUUGAAUGAUUUUAAUGUUUGGUAGUCGCUGGUGAAACGACUCACCAGGACUUUGGGAAAAAAAGUGUUUUUCGGUUUCUCCUCAUCAGUUAUAGGACGAAUAUUCAUGACCGACAUGAUAUCACAAGUUCCCAUGCUCCUUAGAGACAAGCAACGAAUGAUCCUUGCUCGGGGUGUCGAGCCCUCAUGAAGUGAGACUCCAUCUCUGCGUCGCUCACUCUAUUGCAACAUAACUUGAUUUAUUUUUUAGAGGUACUUACUUUCACCCAUGUGAUCUUCGUCUUCCUUUGCUGAGUCCAGCCUCAGCUGAGAGAAGCUUUUCUCUCCAGCCUACCUCAGCUCAGAUUUCUUAACAUGCCUCACACAGGGGGGUCUUUAAAGGUACUGCUGUAGUGAUGUUUUAUUUUUCUAUUUUUUUGGUCACAACCAUGUAGCUCCCAUAAACUCAACAAAAAGUUAUCCUCUUGGCAGUCUGACCUGUCCAAAUGGAGAGAAAGGUUGAUGCUCAGCCCCUCAAACAGUGAGCGUUCACUGAGGCUGCUGAGCCUUGCAUGGGCCUUGUUUUCAUUAUUUCAAUAAUGGCAGCUGUUUUCAUCAUGUUUGUUUUUAUGUGUUUGGAUCAUUUUCUGUUUCGUUUUUUGCAGUCUGUGAUUAUUAUUUUUUUAACCUUUUCAUAAUGAACCGGUUUGACUGAAUUAUGUCGUCGUCUUUACGAGCUAUCGUCUUGUUCUCGUCAUUUCUCUUGCCAAUGGUUACGUCACGUGUUUGACCUCAGUGCUGUCAAAGCCCCGAUCAGAGCCUCAUCAGAAGGACACCCGUAUCUUCUGCUCCUCUAAAUCUCUAAUUCAUCACAAUGUUGUAUUAUCCUGUGAAAAGGAUAGACUCUCCAGUUGUCUUCCAGCAACUAAAGCUCUAGAAAAAUGUUCUUCAUUGCAGCCAUAGAAAAGAGAUAGUGACUCUUUAAUGAUAUAACUGGAGUAAAGCCAUGCUGGGGAGACCUUACAGUCCCAAGCAUCCGCCCGGUCUGUUGCCGUAGCAGCGGCUUCAUGAAUGCUCGGUGUGCUUUUCCCAUGAUUUUAAACUGUAAUGGGUAGAGCCUGAGAAAUGCCUCAGGAACAAUCGAACACUGGAAAAAUGGGAAUAAUUCAUUUUAGUUACAGUAAUGGUACCGGAAUCGGUAAAAGAUCCUUUGUCGUGGUGAAUGUGCAUUGCUAAUCCCUGCUUAUUUUGGCUUUGAAGGAAGAUCCACCUUAAAUCAGAAAUCAAAUACAGUAUUUAACAAAGAAAUUGAUUUAGAUAAAUCAUUUUCUAUUGUUUAACCAUCCUUCAAAAGCUAUAAACAACAGAAUCAAGGUUUAAAUGACUUAUUAUUACAUCUCCUUCUAUUGCGCCACUCUCACAGGCAGACUGACGGACAGAAAAUGUGUUUAUAUCCGAGGGGGAUUACUCUGAACACUCUAACUGUGUAGAUAAAAGUCAAAGACGGCUCGCUCAACCACACACAGGCUCAAUGAACUGAGAUCAGAGGUAUAGGAAUUCUGUUAUAGCGUGGACUUUCCCUUAAAGGCUCAGUGAAAAUGUGAAAAGGAUUUUUCUCAGCAGUCACACUUCAGAUACAGUUUAAUAGCAGACAAAGAGCUCAUGGGUAUUGCAAUGUAACCAGUAGCACUUAUACUAAAGCCUCAUAUGUGCCUUAUUCAUUCAAAAAUGCUCAUAAUCCUAAAUAAGGAACCUCCCAACACACUAAGCUCUUACCUGUCUAACCAAAGAGGCAAAAUCUUGAACACAGUGAACUUAUCAAAGUAUAUGUUGUGCCUUUCCUUAAUUCUCAGAAUGAAAUGUUCUUUCGAUGACGAGAGAGAGCAUGCCAGAAUUAAAGUGCAAAUAAUCAAUAUUUUGGACAAUCAUGCAGAAAUCUUCCUGCAGUCCCAUUGUACUUAUACCUCACUUUGAAUGUGUCAAUGACGCAGCGCCCUCCAGCUAAAGCAUCAGUGUUUCCUUGUCUGGUAUUGUGCGCACCCAAACAGUCUGAGACUGAGAUGGAAAUGACUGAAUUACAAGAAGCACUUUGGCUUGAGCUGAUAUUAUAAUUUAAAAAAUAACAUCAUAAAACAUAGUAUUAAUUAUUUUAAAAAGCCCAGAACCGUUAGCACAUGAAAAAAAAGCAUACAGUGAUGCCGCAGAAUAUCUAAUGUGACUUCAUCCUGUUCAAGAUCUUUCUCUUUGUGUUGUUUUAUGUGUUUGUUUUGUCAUGUUUUGCAAGAAUAAUGAGCUGAAACUGCCUUUUCUAUGAGUACAAAAAAUCCCUCCAGAACUUUAAGGGAUAUGUCAGUAUAUUUUGGAUACUUUGUGUACAAAACGAGAACAAAAAAACAACAACCCAGAAAUGAAAUAGUGUUGUAUUUUAUAUAUAAUAGAACAUUUCAAUAUAGUGACAUGUCACUAAUAUAUUUAUUUACUAAUAUAUUUAUCCAUUUUGUCCAGGUUUGAAAGAGUGGUUUCUGUAUAGACUGAAUGUUUCUAUAUGGAAACUGACCAGUGCCAUCACAGAUGUAUCAACCUGUCUUCAUUCCAAUUAUAUGCAAAUAAAUUAUUUUGAAAUAAAACCUCUGUGCAGCUUACAUUUUUUUGUAGGUGAAUCCAGGGAAACCCCCGGUGUCAAAUGAGUUGUGUUUGCUUGGCAGUGUUGUUAG